UUAAUAUAAAAUCUAACUACUAUAAUUCAGAACACUCGGUGCUCUCUCUAUUAUUGCUACUGUCAAAUAAGGCGCGUUCCUGGGGUCGCUGACCGCCCACGCGACGAUCAUCAAUGACUUCGGUUGGCCGGCGCUUAAUGGACAGCGCUAGUUAGUGUCCGCGGCUAAUUUUCUCCCCCAGCGCUCCCCCGAUCUGAUACCGAUUCCCAUCCAUCCCUAAAGAAUACCCUCCGAGCCUCGACUGCGCGUUGCUCGAGCCGAAUCUCCGUCCUCUUCCCAUAAAUCAGUAUCGAAUACACCGAUCCCGCCCGAAGAUAGAGUCCAGCAGGGAGUAAGGGUUCAAGACAGACCACAAAAAAAAAGCCAACAUGCGGCCACUCACGUUCCUCGCGAACGUGUUCAAGAACCCGAUCUCCGCUCCGUCAAGACCGGCGGUGGUUGUCGGACGAGUAUGUGAUACUGCGACGAAUAUCCUGAGGAAAACGACGGGCCAGACCACUGCUGCUGUGGUGGGUUUGAGACCAUUCUCAUCGACGAGCUCGUUGGCAAAGAGGGAUAAGGGAAUGGCUCCGAAGACUGAUAGGCGAGUUACUUUAAUCCGCUACUUCCUCUGGCACCCUCUCACGCCUCGUCCUCUCCGCUUCUCUCGAACCCGCUACCUCCGCCACUGGACGAUCCACCGCGCCUGGAACCUCUACCAAGCCCAGCUCCGUCAGAAGCGCCAGCUCGAGCUCCAGCGACAAUGGCAGGCCAUGCAGGCGGCGUGCGAGGAGCUGCGGACUGGCGCCGGGGAUGGCGGAAAGCUGUUCCGCGUGUCGAUGAAUAAGAGGGGUGUGUUUACGGAUAUGUUUCCCAUUGAGUAUGGACGGAUGCAGACGGAGGGGCCGAGUAAGGAUGGGUGGAAUCAUGAGUGGAAGAGGGCGUGAGUUCGGCCUGUGUUGGGGAUUGGAGAUGGGAAAAGAAAUCGAAAAGGCGAAAAUCUAUGAUCGGAGAGACUGCCGUGUCGAGGUCGUAUCGUUAUCAUGAUGAUAAAUGGUGAUGGAAAGAGAGAGUCUUGUCAAAGCUACGCAGAAUCGUGGCCGCCUUCUCAGAAGAGAAAGAUGCGUAUUAUAUGUAACUGUACAAUACCUACGUUGUUUCCGUGUUCCUAUUUUUUUUUUACGAUUUUUAUUUCCAAAACAUAUGUUUAUCAAUAUUGGCUCCUGUUGGAAAGUCAUUCUGAGUGCAUUACUGGUAUCUGAGUGUCUUAUCACAUCCCGGACGAAUUACGACC
Paecilomyces variotii is the source of this 1273-nucleotide messenger RNA. RefSeq lists its product as hypothetical. The transcript is spliced from 2 exons. NCBI's taxonomy places the organism in Eukaryota, Fungi, Ascomycota, Eurotiomycetes, Eurotiales, Thermoascaceae. Gene Ontology annotation, molecular function: structural constituent of ribosome. Gene Ontology annotation, biological process: mitochondrial translation. Bases 369 to 926 code for a protein of 185 amino acids. The record is from RefSeq and is a predicted model, not a curated record.